Messenger RNA from Vespa crabro (European hornet), 441 nucleotides. RefSeq lists its product as uncharacterized. The transcript has 2 exons. NCBI's taxonomy places the organism in Eukaryota, Metazoa, Arthropoda, Insecta, Hymenoptera, Vespidae. The record is from RefSeq and is a predicted model, not a curated record. The coding region runs from base 1 to 441 and encodes 146 amino acids.
AUGAAUAAAGGAAAUUAUAGAAAUAUCGAUAAUGAUGAUAGCAGUGAAAGUUUCGGAAACAGUUCUGUAAAUGAUGUUCAUUCUAGUGAUGAGACUAGCAGUCAGAUGUUAUUGCAUCGUAAGAAAAGGAAAUUUAUGUCCAUAAGAUAUUCAAGUGACGAAGAAAAUAAUGUAGAAAUUGAAAAUGUUGAUAGCUUAGAUGAUGGAUUGAAAUCGGGACAGCCUAUAGAUCAUUUCAAAAAAUUUAUUACUAACGAACUUAUAACGGAAAUUAUAACGCAAACAAACUUAUAUGCAAACGAGCAAAUUGAAAAGAAAGAAUUAUUCUCCAGAUCAGUUUGGAAAAAUUGGAAAAACGUUUCGUAUGACGAAAUGCUUGCGUUUUUUGGUGUGAUUUUGAUCUGGAUACAUUAUAAGGGAGAUGAUAUGGGUACAAUAUAA